This is a messenger RNA of Anolis sagrei ordinatus, 793 nucleotides long. RefSeq names its product HESX homeobox 1 (gene HESX1). The record is from RefSeq and is a predicted model, not a curated record. Lineage: Eukaryota; Metazoa; Chordata; Lepidosauria; Squamata; Anolidae. Gene Ontology annotation, molecular function: RNA polymerase II cis-regulatory region sequence-specific DNA binding; DNA-binding transcription repressor activity, RNA polymerase II-specific. Gene Ontology annotation, biological process: forebrain development; regulation of transcription by RNA polymerase II; pituitary gland development. Gene Ontology annotation, cellular component: nucleus.
CCUGAACUAUGGGGUGUUUGGUGCCUAGGCUGAGGACACAGGCAUGGCAGGGAGAUCACCGUGCCCUCAUAAUGCAACUUCUCCUAGUCAUCCAAAUAAACCCAGUUGUGGGGAAAACAAAAACUCGCCUUGUUCGUUUUCCAUUGAAAGCAUUUUGGGGAUAGAGCAGAAGAAAGAUGGCACUCCAACGGCAAAGCCUCACAGGCCCUGGGUGGACCAAUGCAAUGAUGUAGGAGAGGAUUGCAACCCCUGCCUGCAUAUUCCUUCCAUCGCCUAUGCAAUUCCUUUGUUUAAUGCAAGGAGCUACCCAGAGGCAGAAGAAAGAGUUCUCAAAUGUGAAAACUAUUUUGCAGUCAAUGAAAGGCUUUCAUACAAAAGGGAAUUAAGCUGGUACAGAGGCAGGAGGCCGAGGACCGCAUUCACCCGAAACCAGAUUGAAAUACUGGAAAAUGUCUUUAGAAUGAACUCGUACCCUGGUAUUGAUGUUAGAGAAGAACUAGCUCAAAAACUAGAUUUAGAUGAAGACAGAAUUCAGAUUUGGUUCCAGAAUCGCCGAGCAAAGCUGAAAAGAUCCCACAGAGAAUCUCAGUUCCUAAUGGUUAAGAAUACUUUCUCUCAAAACAUGAUAAAAUAAGAAAAAAAUCACUGAACUCUCUGGAAUGGAAUUCUGCUGGGUCUGUAAUGAUGGUGCAAUCAAAUAAUUAUCAGAUUAAAAUGUGCUUGGAUAUUUCAAAUAGUUUUGAAAGAAUGUAAUGACUUUCAUGUGCAAAAUAAAGUGUAAAUACUACUGUAA